Daucus carota subsp. sativus is the source of this 390-nucleotide messenger RNA. Its product is annotated as secreted RxLR effector protein 161-like. Bases 1 to 390 code for a protein of 129 amino acids. The record is from RefSeq and is a predicted model, not a curated record. Lineage: Eukaryota; Viridiplantae; Streptophyta; Magnoliopsida; Apiales; Apiaceae. The transcript is spliced from 2 exons.
AUGGUUGGAGGACUCAGGCAUCUUGUAUUUACAAGACCUGAUAUAGCUUAUUCAGUUGGCAUAGUAAGCAGGUUCAUGGAGAGACCCAUAGUCAUGCACCUAGCUGCAGCAAAACGAAUUUUUCGUUAUGUGAAUGGAACUCUUGAUUAUGGGUUGGUUUAUUCUAAACGGGAUGGAAACUACUUGCUCUCAGGAUAUUCAAACAGCGACCUAGUUGGAAAUGUGGAUGACAAGAGGUCUACUAGAGAAUGUGGUGAAAUUAUACUCAAAGUACAUGUCAACACAAAUGAACAGAGAGCUGAUGUAUUGACCAAGGCAUUGUCAAGGGCUAAGUUUGAGGGAAUGUGUGAGCUAUUGGGUGUGAAGAACCUGCAAUCGAGUUUAGAUUAG